CGGAAGCGGAAAAUUGCGUUUGGUGGCUCCCGAUAUGGCUGAGGCGGCGGGUGUUACUACCGAAUCCGUUGCGGGAGACAGGGCGCGGGCGGCGCGCACCAUGCUAGAUCAGGUGGUACUCCCGGGUGAGGAACUGCUGUUGCCCGAGCAGGAGGACGCUGAAGGCCCAGGAGGUGCUGGGGAGCGACCGCUGCUCCUGAAUACGGGGACGCGCUCCCGGGGACGCGUUGUGUGCGGCCCGGGCUUGCGGCGCAGUGGCGACCGCCUGCUGGUCACCAAGUGCGGCCGCCUCCGUCACAAGGAGCCCAGCGGCGGCAGCAGCGGCGGUGGCGUUUACUGGGUGGACUCACAGCAGAAACGGUAUGUCCCAGUGAAAGGAGACCAUGUGAUUGGCAUAGUGACAGCUAAAUCUGGAGAUAUAUUCAAAGUGGAUGUUGGAGGGAGUGAACCAGCAUCUUUGUCUUACUUGGCAUUUGAAGGUGCAACUAAAAGAAACAGACCCAAUGUGCAGGUUGGAGAUCUCAUCUAUGGCCAAUUUGUGGUUGCUAAUAAAGAUAUGGAACCGGAGAUGGUCUGUAUUGAUAGCUGUGGACGAGCCAGUGGAAUGGGUGUGAUUGGACAGGAUGGUCUGCUUUUUAAAGUGACUUUGGGCUUAAUUAGAAAGCUCCUGGCUCCAGAUUGUGAAAUCCUACAGGAAGUGGGAAAACUCUACCCACUGGAGAUAGUAUUUGGGAUGAAUGGAAGAAUAUGGGUUAAGGCAAAAACCAUUCAGCAGACCUUAAUUUUGGCAAACAUUUUAGAAGCUUGUGAACACAUGACAGCAGAUCAAAGAAAACAGAUCUUCUCCAGAUUGGCAGAAAGUUAGAUGGAAUUUUUUAUGGGUCAGUUGACCCAAGAGACUAUGGGUUUCCUGGGGAAAAUUUUUUAGGGGAACCUCUCAUUAAAUGUUCAGAAGACAAAAUGUGAAUGUACAUUUUGUCUUACCAAAGUCCUUAUUUUUAUAAAAAUGUUACUAGUUGCCACCCAUGUUCUUGUGGGUGAGAAAAAUCAUUAUAAAAUAAUAAUGUAUUUUUUUCUUUACAAUAAAGUUUACUAAAAAUAU
Lontra canadensis (Northern American river otter) is the source of this 1102-nucleotide messenger RNA. RefSeq names its product exosome component 3 (gene EXOSC3). Gene Ontology annotation, biological process: poly(A)-dependent snoRNA 3'-end processing; U4 snRNA 3'-end processing; CUT catabolic process. The transcript has 4 exons. Bases 35 to 865 code for a protein of 276 amino acids. Gene Ontology annotation, cellular component: nuclear exosome (RNase complex); cytoplasmic exosome (RNase complex). Gene Ontology annotation, molecular function: RNA binding. The record is from RefSeq and is a predicted model, not a curated record. NCBI's taxonomy places the organism in Eukaryota, Metazoa, Chordata, Mammalia, Carnivora, Mustelidae.